AUGGCCAUGUCCAAGACAUUUACACUUUGCAUUGUUGCUCUCUUGUUGUGCUCGAUUUGUAGUGAAACGGCAAAUGCAAAAGAUAUCAGUAAUGGGGCAAUACGUCGUGAUCAGCCAGGUGGUUGCAGGGAGUCACGGUGCAUGUCUCCACCAUCCAACUCUUAUAGCAGAGGUUGUGAGAAGGGGAAGGAGUGCAGAGGUGGUGGUCGUAAAUUUAAAUGA
Messenger RNA from Prunus armeniaca (apricot), 222 nucleotides. The record is from the annotation of a GenBank genome assembly. NCBI's taxonomy places the organism in Eukaryota, Viridiplantae, Streptophyta, Magnoliopsida, Rosales, Rosaceae.